This is a messenger RNA of Pyrus x bretschneideri (Chinese white pear), 1117 nucleotides long. RefSeq names its product partner of Y14 and mago-like. Gene Ontology annotation, biological process: exon-exon junction complex disassembly. The coding region runs from base 119 to 817 and encodes 232 amino acids. The record is from RefSeq and is a predicted model, not a curated record. Gene Ontology annotation, cellular component: exon-exon junction complex; cytoplasm. Gene Ontology annotation, molecular function: RNA binding. The transcript is spliced from 4 exons. NCBI's taxonomy places the organism in Eukaryota, Viridiplantae, Streptophyta, Magnoliopsida, Rosales, Rosaceae.
CCUGCGAAGUAGCCACCUAAGCUUAAAGUAUCAGCUGCUCUCUCUCUCUCUGUGGAAAAAGGAAAACAAGCCCAACCCAUCAUAUCUGAUCACUGGAUUGUUUGUGUUGUGAAUCAGCAUGGCAAGCAGCAACAAUGGAAGCGGAGGAGAAGAAGGUCAGCCGCUGGAGAAAUUGGCGGAGCUUAGCAAAACCCUAAAAGAAGGGGAGAGGCUUCUGGCGCCAACCCGACGACCCGACGGUACGCUCCGUAAACCCAUCCGCAUUCGGGCUGGAUAUGUUCCCCAAGAGGAAGUCGCCAUUUACCAAUCCAAAGGUGCUUUGUGGAAAAAGGAGAUGGCCUCAGCGGCUGGACCUCCGGGUUAUGAUGUUGCUUCCGUUGAUACAGCGAAACCCAAGACUAAGUCUGUAAAGAGGAACGAAAGAAAAAAGGAGAAGCGGAUACAGGCUGCUCUUGAAAAGGAGAAAACCUCGGAAAGUGGGGAAACUAAGGAAGAAGUUGAAAAUUUAGGUCAUGUAUCAGAAUAUGUCGAGUCAUUGGCAACACAGAUGAACGAGCUAGGUGUUUCUUCUAGUCCUUUAGUUACCCCUCCCUCUGAUUCAACAGAGGAUUCGAAUCCAGCGGGUCCAGCUCAAGACAUAGAUAAAAGAAUUCGAGCUCUUAAAAAGAAGAUUCGACUUGCAGAAGCUCAACAGCAGAAAACUAAUCAGCAAGAUAUCAAGUCAGAACAGUUGGAGAAGUUGACGAAACUGGAAGGUUGGCGUAAGGAGCUAAAGCUUUUGGAGGAUAAAAAGAACGCUGAGGCGGCCGCACUGUGAACAAGGGUUUGUGUUAGAACCAAUAGACCACGUUUCGUUUUCAGUUUAUGUUUUUCACUCAUGAAGACAUGAAUGCUGAUUUUAGAAAGAGGUUCAUCUCUUCAUACACAUUAUUUGGAAUGAACCUACUGGUCCAAAUCGAAGCCCUGCACGUGUACAAUGUGUGUUCGCUCCCUUGCAUCGAUCAACCUCUAGGCAAUAGUCAUUACCCUUAUUUAGUAAAAACACUAGAAAUUUAUGCUUGCUCGUUGUUGCGGGAUUGAAAAUUAUAUGAAAGAUUAUGCAACUUCAUUCUCUUCA